AUGGAUUCAAAAAUCUGGCAACAAGUUGUCGCAGAGAAGCGACGGCAACGGACCCGUGCCAUCUCUGCUUUUGUCACCAAGCACCUAUCAGACAAAGGGGACCGCCAGGAUGCAUACAACGCCAUUACCCAAGUCGAUGAUAUCACUACUUUGGCCGAUAGGAUUCGGAGUGGAAAGCUCAGCAGUGAAGACGUUACCCUAGCUUAUAUCACACGGAAAACAAACUGCCUGACCGAAAUCCUCUUCGAUGAUGCCCUGGAACAGGCCCAAGAGCUCGAUGCGUAUUACGCCAAAGAGAAGAAAACAAAAGGACCUCUGCAUGGCGUUCCAAUAAGUCUGAAGGACCAGUUCAAUGUCAAAUGUCACGACACCACUCUUGGCUACACAAGCAAGGCCUUCAAACCAGCCAACGAUGAUGCUGUCCUAGUAAAGAUCUUGAAAAAGCUGGGCGCCAUCAUUAUUUGCAAGACCAAUCUCCCACAAAGCAUAAUGUGGGCUGAAACUGACAAUCCUCUUUGGGGGUUGACUGAGAACCCGAUCAUUCUCGGAUAUACGCCUGGAGGAUCCUCGGGCGGGGAGUCGGCUCUGAUUUACUCUCAUGGGAGUCUCGGAGGUUUUGGAUCAGAUUUGGGUGGUAGUAUCCGUAUGCCAGCUUCCAUGAUGGGUCUAUAUGGGUUCAAGCCAAGCAGCUCGAGAUUACCAUAUGGAGGAGUGCCUGUCUCAACCGACGGACAGGAGCACGUCCCGUCUUCCAUUGGCCCCUUGGCACGCUCCCUUUCGACCAUUUACCAUCUCACGAAAGAGAUCACACUUCAGGAACCCUGGAAACAAGACUGUCGUUGCGUUCCCAUCCCAUGGCGCCAGUCUGAAUAUGACAUGACCGUAAACAGCAAGCUAACGAUCGGUGUCUUGUAUGACGACGGCGUUGUGAAGCCGCAUCCCAGUAUCGUAAGAGUUCUCGCGCAAGCUGCAGCUGCUCUUGCAGCUGAUGGUCAUGAGCUUGUGAUGUGGAAGCCCGACUUGCACGCCGAGUGCAUAGAGGUUAUGGAUGCCUACUUCACAGUCGAUGGAGGAGAAGACAUUCGUCGUGAUAUCGAGGCAGGAGGCGAGCCUUUUAUCCCGAGCGUGGAGAGGCUUGUGAACAGGGGAAAGCCAAUAUCAGUGUUUGAUUAUUGGCAACUUAACAAACGGAAGCGAGAGCUCCAGCAGGCCUAUUUGGAGAAGUGGAAUAACACCCACUCUAAGAAGGGAAAGACUGUGGACGCAAUUAUAAUGCCGGCUCUGCCACAUGCGGCUGUCCCUCACAACACUGUCAAGUGGGUGGGAUACACCAAAGUCUGGAAUCUUUUGGAUUAUACGGCUUUAGUCAUUCCGGGAGGAAAGGUUGAAGCUAGGGAUCUUGACGCAUUGUGGGAUCAUGAGCCGAGAAAUGAGCUGGACGAAUGGAACACCCGCCUUUGGGAGGAUCAUAUGCAAGGUAUGGUCAAGCACCAUCUCCCUGUGGAUAUACAGAUCGUGGGGCGGGUUUUGGAGGAGGAAAAGGUUUUGGCUGUUGGCAAGGUGCUAGAUGAUUUGUUGCGUACUCAUGUACUUGAGACAUGA
Molecule: messenger RNA, 1602 nt
Organism: Fusarium verticillioides 7600
Lineage: Eukaryota; Fungi; Ascomycota; Sordariomycetes; Hypocreales; Nectriaceae
Exons: 5
Coding region: 1-1602 (533 amino acids)
Source: RefSeq, a predicted model, not a curated record